Messenger RNA from Glarea lozoyensis ATCC 20868, 591 nucleotides. RefSeq names its product DNase1 protein. The record is from RefSeq and is a predicted model, not a curated record. Bases 1 to 591 code for a protein of 196 amino acids. NCBI's taxonomy places the organism in Eukaryota, Fungi, Ascomycota, Leotiomycetes, Helotiales, Helotiaceae. The transcript is spliced from 2 exons.
AUGGUUGUGCUCCUUGUUAGGCUUUACACCAUCAUCUUUAAGAUUAAAUAUUACACUGAAGAUUACGAGGCUUACACAUCGCCAACCGACACAAUCUUAGCAAAAAUAACACGUAAAAUGCAACUCACUAGCAUCCUCUUCGCCACAUUGGCAACCCUCGGGUUCACUUCCGCGAACUCCAUCAUUUUCCUAUCCAGAGACAAGACUGACCGUUUCGUCUGCUUUUACGCAGCACCCGGCCACGCCAUACCAGUCACCCAGCUCGUCCCCGGCAAAGGCACAGUCGCCAUUCCCAUUCCCCAAGGUUGGGAAGGUGCAUGGCAAACCUCAUUUAGCGCUACCGACUGUGGACCAGUUGGCAUUCGUGGCGAGGUAAAAUUCAAUGGAUUCGAAGACAAGACUUUUUACGAUGUCUCUGCUAUCGAUGCACAGAAUGAUAAUUUGGGCGUAAAGUUCCUUUAUGCUCAGAGUGGUCAGGGGGUAAAGAGUGGUUGUGAGCACUUCCCUUGCAGUGGCUCUUAUAAUAAGUGGGAUGAUGUGCAGACUCAAGUCACAGAGGAGAAGGAUUUGAUUUGCGAGAUUGGUGGUUAG